This is a messenger RNA of Coturnix japonica (Japanese quail), 1702 nucleotides long. RefSeq names its product transmembrane protein 273 (gene TMEM273). Lineage: Eukaryota; Metazoa; Chordata; Aves; Galliformes; Phasianidae. The record is from RefSeq and is a predicted model, not a curated record.
UUUCUGUUUCUAUCUUCACUUCAGAAGAACUAAAUCCAGAAAACUUGGGUGAAAUUACUCUGUUGUCAAAACUUCAUAAUGACCUCACUAACAAGCUGGAUACCAGUCCUAAUGAUGUUUCUUCUUCUCUUACAUUUUUGGAAAGCAAAGGCCUGUGCUUCUGGAAACUCAGAGGAAAUAGAUCUCACGUAUCUUAUUAUAGGAGUUACUCUUGGAGCCUUUCUAGCAAUUGGUUUUAUAGCAGUAAUAAUUUGCAUGAUCAAAAAACAAAUGCUUGACCAUGUCUUCAGAGGGGAAGCAACUGAUUUUGUUGUGGCAGCAAAAUUUAGCAGCCUUAACGAUGAUCUUACACUGACCUCUCAGAUGAUUCCUCGUUCCAGUCUGCAAGCAGUUGCUAAAAGGUCAAACAUGGGAUCGAGCCAGAACAGAGAUGACACCAACACACCAGAACAGCAAAGUACAAAUAAGCAAUAAUCCUUUUGCUAUUGACAGUUACCUGUUCUGAGAAUCAAUGGAUGCCUCUUGAACACAAACAGGAAUCUCACUAGCAGCAAUUCCUUUCUUUGUUCUGUAAUUGAAAGACUAAUCGAUUGAUUGACUACAGGAAGAGCUUACAGUGUGUGCUAACUUCCAUCACCUGCACCACAAAGCCUGCAAUCCCCAACAGCAUGCACAAGAAGGAAAUGUAUGAGGAAAACAAACAAGAUGAGCUCUGCUCAUUAACAGAUCCUGUUUAGUCUGUGACAAGUGUAUGAUUGAUUUCUAAAAUCAAUUAAAUACAGAGUAAACGAAAAGCUAGCAAUACAUUUUGGCUGCAGAAUUCACAGUUGUGCUCAUAUUUCAAAUGAGGUUGAAUUAAAACUCAUUCAUUUGAGACUGAAGUAAGAUGGGAAAGAUAAUUUGUGUUCAUUUGAAAACAUUUCAUUCACACCAAAGUUAUACUUCUAAAAUCCACCCAUCUUCAUUUUAUUCAAUUUAAAAGAAAUGCACUAAAUUCAAGCUGAAUUCAGGAAUCAUUUCGGUGUCCCAUUUCUUCACUCUUUUUCUAGCCUUGUAUAUUCUGUUCACUUUGUUUCCAUCAGCUCCGCAUCACUUAGAUCUAGUUACAGCCUUCUUACAAAUGACAAAAAGAAAGAAGGGCAACUCAACUCCAGCUUGGAAAACCUGUAUCUUAUUAAAAAGUGUGACUUGAAAAACUCAUGGAUAGCAGGUGCCCCCACCCAGUAAGUAACUUCCAGACUUGGAACAGCCACAAUCAGCCCCACUUGUUAUAGGCAGAGCUGAUGCACUGUGUCAGGGGUUUACAGUCAAAACCUUCAGAGCAGAAAUAUCAAAACUGUAUUUUGUUGAGGAAGAUAUUGUUCUAAAUACCAAUGGAAACUGAAAUGAUUUGGAUGUAUUUUUUGUAUUUUUGUUCUGACCAUAGCAAGUCAGGUAAUUUUUCCUGUACAAAGGAAACCCUGUUAUUUGAUUUUUAAUUUUUUUUUUAAAUGUUUUGAACAAGAAAAUGCAAGUUUCAUUUCAGAGAAAAGUGAUAUAUUGGAAUAAUUUCCCUGGAUUCCCUAGGUGUCUGUUACCCACUUCAGUACCAGUGCAGUUCAUUAGUAGCGUUUGCUAAUGGAUAAACUAAAGCAGUAAUGUGAUGCUUGCAAGUAAUUGUGUGCGUGUACAUGUGUAAGUGAAUAAACCAUCUUGUAAGGUA